ACUUGUCCAUCCAGUUUCUUUCAGUAAUCUUAGAAGCUCCGAGGUAAACACUGCAUUUUAAUAGCCGAGACUGUGAAACCACUUACCCUGUAUUUAAAAAGACAGAAAAUGGUGCUUCACGAUGCAGAUGUGGAUUAAACUUUUGACCCAAUGGUUCCUGCUGUCAACAGCUGAAUGUGGCUCCCACUCUCUUGAGUUCCUGUCUACAGGACGUGUGCAGCCUGAAGAUCAGCCUCAGUUUGAACAACUAGCUGUAUUUGAUGGAGUUCCCAUCUCUUAUUGUAACAGCUGGACAAAAAGAGAAGAGCUCAAACCUACCCUGGAAUCAAACAACUUACCUGAACGCUGUGAUGAAGCAAAUUAUAAUAUCAUAGACUCUGUCCAUGUGAUUCCAGCACUGAUCAACAGCACAGUGUAUGUUAUACAACGGCGCUGUGGCUGCAUCAGGUCAGCCAAUGGGAUUGUCUCUGCUUUUGAUGCCUGGGCAGUGAAUGGGAUGGACUUCAUCAGCUUUGACCCUGAAUCCCAGAGAUGGAUAUCCCAGUCUCCCUCUGCAGUACCAGUUAGGCAACAGUGGAAUAACAAUAACGACCGGAAUUUUGCCUUCAAACACUUCCUCAGAGAACAAUGUCCACUAUUGAUACAGGGGAUGAAAUUAAGAGCAACGCACCAAAACACAGAGCUACAUAUAUUUGCCAAGCCCAUUGCUGACACAGACCAGGCACUGCUGAGGUGUCACGUGACGAGUACUGACAAAUCAGUGAGCUCAGUGCAUCUGAUUGGAGAUGGGGCUUUCAAGGCCAAUUGGAUCUCUGUAACUGGACCAAUACCUUCUGAAGACGGAUUUGUGAUCCUCAGACUGACAGCUGGGAUCUCUCUGAGCCAAAGCUCCAACACGUACGGCUGUAGAGUACAAACAGGAGGCCACAACAUCACCGUGUUCUGGGAUGGGAAUACUCUUGAUGGCAAAAAUCUUCUCAACAUGUUAACUGUCCAUUGGAAAAUUCUGACAUCAAUCCUUGGAUUUGUCUGCAUUAUCCUUGUAAUCACUGGCAUAUCUUGUGGAACAAUAUUCUUGCUUAAGUGUGUCAAGAAGAAGUCCCGUCCUCCUGCAAGAGUUGAUCCAGAGCUGAAUGAGCAGUUUACAAGGCUGGGUCAGAGUGUUACCUCUCCAGAUCUGCAGAGCGUCAUUUUUUCAUUCACACGGGGUAGAGAGGGAGAAAGAGAGUGGGACCGUUGGGAGAUGAGCGUUAUUCCAGGGCAGGAAGACAUCUAUGAUCCUGAAUACUUUGCUCAUCUAAUUAAUGGAGCAUAUCGAUAGUUACGUAAGGAAUUGAGAAAUAAAUUUGAGAUUGCAGAAACCCAAAAAAUUCUGCAGUUUAAAAUAUCAAAUGUAAACGUCACGUUUUACUGUCAGUUAGUGCAACACUGCUGUUUUACUGUGUCACUGCUGUUUCCUUCCAUUCUUUAGUGUAUAUAUUUCACACUGAGGUUUCAGAUACAAUAGCCAGCUCCCAGCUAUUUCAAAAAUGGGUGAAGAGUUUGAGCUGAAGAGGCCCGAAUGAAGCCUGGUUACUAAAAACAGCCGUCUGUGACGGCACCCACCUGUCACUCAAAGCAGCCACGCCGUUAAUUAUGUAUAACUUUGAGCUUUAAUGUAAUUUUAACAGGUGAUUUAUAUAUAAAUUCACCCCCUGUACAGUUGUCAUAAACAGGAAUAUUAGCUAUUGAGACCAAAAUUGUUUUUUGUACCAGGCUGAACAUGUUUGCUGUAAGUUGGACAUUUUAAUAUGGGGCCUUAUGGAUAUUGACUCACUGCUGGAGCCUGCCUCAAGUGGCUGUUAGAGGAACUGCAGUUACUUCUGCAUUGGCUUUACAGUGUUUGCUGCUUUGUAUCAUGUAGCAAAACAGGGAGUUGCAUAAAGGUUUAUGUUUGAACCAUGUAGCUAUAACAACACAAGACCGUGAACUCUUAAAAUCUCUUUUAAUGAAAAUAUGUUGAAUAAUUCAUUAAACUGUACUUUAUAUAAUUUUAUUCAACAAAACUAAGCCUAAAAACAAAAUAAUACUCAACAGUCCACUUUGAAAUGUAUAUAGUUGAAAAGUGAAUUUAUAUUGAAGAACUAUGUGAGUGGAGUAAAAAGAAAAGCAGCUCUCGAUGACCCACAGACAGGCAGCAGUGCUACUGAAGGAUUAUUAUUAUAACAGCAGUAUCUCUGCAGGUUGAAGGGCUGCCACUGUUAAUGAUCAUAUUUUUAUUCAUUCAUCUCAAGAACUGGACUUAAUUAUCUUCUUAUGUUGAGAUACCAAUGUCAGUCAGUCCCAGGUAAUAUUAUGUACUGGCCCCUGUAUGUAAAGAGUGUGCAUAGAAUGCCUUAUAACCUACCAAAACUAUGAAUAUGAGCUAAAACCUCCCUUUCUUGUCAAGCUACUUUCCGUUUCCAGUAUUAUUUAACAUACAUGUAACAUGCUCUUUGAUUUAUAUGCACCGUUCUGUCUCCUACACAAAUCUGUUCUGAUAAACUCUGAUUCAUUCAUUCAUUUACAUUUAUUCCAACUCAUCAAUCCAAACACAAGAUUGGACCUGCUUCCUCUCACAGAUUCACUGUAAGACCUGACAAAACAACUUAAUGAAAUAACUAAGUUAACUUAAAUUAAUCCAUAAGUUCAUAUUCACAUGACAGACAUAUUCAGCUGACAACCAUUUUGAUAAUCAAUUAGUUAUACCUUUCAUCAUGUGUCAGCUUUUUUGACAGGUAAUGUAAUAAUUUGCUCUUGGGGAAGAAAAAAAUAGCAAAUUCAACUUGUUGGUAAUAUUUGUAUAAAGAAGAUGCACUGAAGUGACUUUAUUCAGUUAAUUCUAUUCACAGAUUUAAAAUAAUUUGAAAUGAAAGAAAUUAAACUUCAGCUGUUGAUGGCAAUCUGUUUCCUCAAACAGUUUGUGUUGAACUAACUCAUCAGGUUUUACAGUGCUGAUUGACAGGAACUUAAUUCAGAGAUGAACACUAGUUCUCUGAUGCCGUUGAAGAUGUUUACUACAAUACUGUCUGCAAGAGCUGGAGUCAACAAGUCUUUAUUUUUUAUUAAUGAUACGUUAAUAUGGAUAUGAGUGUCAAUGCAUUCAAAUGCAUGUUCUUAAAAUAAAAUACAGAUUAAGGCUCUGUCUACAUUUUAAAGAGCAGCUGGGAUUCUGUCCUCUCCCCCACAGUUAUAUUUUAUUUUAUUUUAUAUUUUUGUGUCAUUUCAUGUCUUGCAUGUUGUGUGUAAUAAAAACAAAUCAAAUUCAAA
Dicentrarchus labrax (European seabass) is the source of this 3288-nucleotide messenger RNA. Its product is annotated as major histocompatibility complex class I-related gene protein. The coding region runs from base 122 to 1321 and encodes 399 amino acids. The record is from RefSeq and is a predicted model, not a curated record. The transcript is spliced from 6 exons. NCBI's taxonomy places the organism in Eukaryota, Metazoa, Chordata, Actinopteri, Moronidae.